AUGCUGUUGGACGUUGAGACACUGAAGAAGUCGUCGAUCAUCGACCCAAGUAUAGAGGAGUUCGCCAAGAACAAUCCUGCGCCUCCGAUCGAUUGGAACAAUGCUUCAGGAAUGAAAGCCAUCAUGGCGGCAAUGUCGCAGCAAUCUCAAGAUUUGCUCGGCCCGCCUGAGUCCUCCAUCAUCGAAGUGUACAAGGAUAUUCCAAUGCGGGAUGGCUUCCAAAGCACGAUAAAGAUCGCCAGGCCAGCAACGACCCCGGCAGCUGGCAGCCCGCUGAUCGUGUUCUUCUUCGGUGGAGGCUUCGUUGGCGGCGACAUGGAAGCAGGCACUCCAUUUGCUCGCGCCUGGGCUCGACUGUUCGGUGCCGUCACUGUCUGCGUCUCAUAUCGGCUGGGACCGGAGUACAAAUUCCCGGCCAGCUGGCAUGACAGUAUCGACAGUGUUAAAUGGAUCGCUGAGCACGCGAGUGAGCUUCACGCCGACCCGUCGAAAGGCUUUCUCAUGUCUGGCAUCAGCGCCGGCGGCAACUUGGCGGCUGUCAGCACAUUGGCAUCGAUCAGUGAAAAGUUUGCUCAUCCGGUCACUGGACAAUGGCUGUGCGUGCCAUCCCUAAUGGACGCAGACUCGGUUCCAGAGAAGUUCAAGCCGUACUUCCUUUCCUUGGAGCAUAACAAGGAUGCUCCGAUUCUAUCUGCAUCUGCGAUGGAAGCCAUCAAGACGCACCUCGAGUCGGACUCGACUUCGGCGUUACGGUAUCCGGUCCUCAACAAGGAAGUUCCGCUGGAGAAGAUCCCUCCGACUUUCCUCCAGGCAGAUGGUCUCGACCCGCUGCGAGACGACGCAUUGAUCUACGACGAGAUGCUGAAGGAAGCCGGAGUCGAGACUCGCAUCAACUUCUACCCCGGCUGCCCCCACGGCCAUUUUGCGUUCUUUCCAGGCCUAGAGAUCUCGAACAAGGCCGUAGCGGAUGUCAUGACGGGCGUCGGCUGGUUGCUGAAGAAGCAGAUCUCGCCCGAGCAAGGUCUGGGCGCAAUGGUUCCUGCCGCUUGA
This is a messenger RNA of Saxophila tyrrhenica, 1050 nucleotides long. RefSeq lists its product as uncharacterized. The transcript has 3 exons. NCBI's taxonomy places the organism in Eukaryota, Fungi, Ascomycota, Dothideomycetes, Mycosphaerellales, Extremaceae. The record is from RefSeq and is a predicted model, not a curated record. Gene Ontology annotation, molecular function: hydrolase activity. The coding region runs from base 1 to 1050 and encodes 349 amino acids.